Anopheles maculipalpis is the source of this 2181-nucleotide messenger RNA. RefSeq names its product oocyte zinc finger protein XlCOF6-like. Gene Ontology annotation, cellular component: chromosome; nucleus. Gene Ontology annotation, biological process: regulation of transcription by RNA polymerase II. The coding region runs from base 1 to 2181 and encodes 726 amino acids. The record is from RefSeq and is a predicted model, not a curated record. The transcript has a single exon. NCBI's taxonomy places the organism in Eukaryota, Metazoa, Arthropoda, Insecta, Diptera, Culicidae. Gene Ontology annotation, molecular function: zinc ion binding; chromatin insulator sequence binding.
AUGGACAUCCUGAUCGAGCCAGACUGCUACAAGGUGUGCCGGAUUUGUAUGGAAAGCUGCGAGGAAGACUGCGUAUGCGUGUACGACGAGUUCGAGGAUGUGCUGUUGAGCGAGGUGAUUAAGGAGUGUGCCCGGGUAGAGAUACGCAAGAAUGAUGCGCUGCCGAGAAAUGCGUGCCGAAACUGUGCCGAGUAUUUGAUUAUUGCGUACCACAUUAUACAGAAAUGUCGCGAUUCGGACGUAACGCUGCGGUCCAUCUUUAAGCACGAGCUAAAUUUGCACCGCGAAGAGAAGAAAGCGGAUGCUACGGCGUCGUCGGUUGAUAUGGAUCCGUCCGGUUACGAGUUUCUGCUUGCCAACGGUUACGACGACAUCAUGCUGGACGAUGAGCGUAUGCUGCUGGAGAAUGCGAAUGCAAGUUGCGAUUUUGUAACGCCGUCGGGCGAUAAGAAGACUGCUGAUGAUGAUAAUGACGAUGAAGAAGUCUUUGCCGAUGAAACUGCUAUCCAACAGCAGCUGCUACCGGCUGUACCAGCGACACAAAACCAACCGGAUUAUCAGGAGCGGGAAGAGGAAAGCGAAGAUCCGGAAGCUUUAAAUGUGGAGCAAAUUAAGCAGGUUCUUUCGAACGAAGAUGUAGCACUGAUACUCGAGUACGGGGAAAAAGCCCUUGCACUUAGUAUGGUGAAAAACACGGACACACAGCACGAGUCGAGCGAAACCAACGAGGAAGACAUUUCAUUCACCGAUCCCGAAUGGCAGAAAAAGUGUUGCGGUUGCCGGAAGCUGUUCGACAGUGAGCAAAGCUUACGGGAACACUCACAAACGGUGCAUCGUCCGAUUGCCUGGUCCCCAGCACCACGGUCUGCCUCGGACGUUGAAAACCCGCUACGCUGUAUGGUGUGCUUCAAAAGCUUCAGCAGUAAACAGCUGCUGAAGGAACAUCAACGUACCGUGAACCGAAAGUACGCUUGUCCACAGUGUGGAAAGCGCUUUAUGACGCAGACGAACCUAGACAUUCACAGCAAAUGCCACAAGAACAGGGAAACGUACAAAUGUUGUGGCUGUCGGAUCGAUUUCGAGCAAGAACUGGAUCUGUUGGUUCAUUCGCAGGAAGUACACCGCCCAGAACGGACGACCGAUGCACAGAAACCGUUCGAAUGUGACACGUGCUAUCGGCGCUACCCGACCCGCAAAUCGCUAGCAACGCACAAACGUCAAAUCAGACAAUUUCAAUGCCAACUUUGUGGAGCCAUCUUUAUGAAACAACUCUUCCUCAAGCUGCAUCUCGAGCGGACACACCAGCAGGAAGCGGUUGAAACCCGUCGCCGAUGUUGCGGGGGUUGUAAGGAAGAUUUUGAUAGUGCUGCCGCCUUACGGGAACAUUCCGAGCGUGUUCACAAACCUACCACCAACACCGAUGGCUCGGCCGGUUCCGGGACGGACGAUGGAAAACCAUUCGAAUGUAAAGUUUGCAGGAAACGCUUCUCUUCCAUGUUCUUUUUGCUCCAACAUCAACAAAAGGUUUGGCGCCAAAAGUGUUACCCGUGCACUAUCUGUGGUCGUACGUUUGGGCGCGCACACGAUCUAUCCAACCACGAGACAACACACUCUAACGAAAUGCCUUUCGAGUGUAGUGUUUGUGGCCGCCGGUUUAAGAACAAGCUCUACCUGAGGAACCAUCAGAAGCUGCACACGAGCAACGCCAAAGAUCAGGUGUGCGUCGAGUGUGGUAAAGGUUUCCGGACAAAGGAUUUGCUCAAGACACACCUGAUCAGCCAUUCGCAGGAGCGCAAAUAUGCGUGUACGGCAUGUCCGGCCACCUUUAAGCGGUUGCAAUGUUUAAAAAUUCACACCCGUGUCCAUACGCGCGAGAAAGCGUUCGUGUGUACCGUGUGCCAGAAACGGUAUGUUCAAUCGUCCGACUUGAAGCGACACAUGCGUACACACAAUCCGGGUGACGAAGGAAAACCGUUCCAGUGCGAGUACUGCUUGCGGAGGUAUCCGAGAAAGGAUUACCUGAAAGUACACAUACGGAAACAGCAUCUGGAAAAGCUGUCGGAAACUGAAACAGUGGGACUGUUGCUGCUGCAGGACGUAGGGCUGGCCAGUGGCGAGAGUGUGGUGAAAUUUGAACAAAAUGUGUCACCGAAUGAGAUUGAUGAUUUUAUCAACUGUUAG